Messenger RNA from Penicillium waksmanii, 297 nucleotides. Its product is annotated as U6 snRNA-associated Sm-like protein LSm8. The coding region runs from base 1 to 297 and encodes 98 amino acids. Gene Ontology annotation, biological process: mRNA splicing, via spliceosome. Gene Ontology annotation, molecular function: RNA binding. The record is from RefSeq and is a predicted model, not a curated record. Gene Ontology annotation, cellular component: U6 snRNP; U4/U6 x U5 tri-snRNP complex; precatalytic spliceosome. The transcript has 2 exons. Lineage: Eukaryota; Fungi; Ascomycota; Eurotiomycetes; Eurotiales; Aspergillaceae.
AUGUCUCUCCAACAUUACAUUGAUAAGAAAGUACUAAUCCUCACCGUGGAUGGUCGCACACUUCUCGGAACACUUCUUUCAACGGACCAAAUGACCAACCUCGUCCUCACCGAAACCGUGGAGCGCAUUAUCCGGACUUCAGAUGACGACGAGCCAUCUUCGCAAGUUGAUCAUGGGCUCUAUUUGAUUCGCGGCGACAAUGUGGUUAUUUGCGGCGAGGUUGAUGAGAAGAUUGACGGGGAGAUCGACUGGACAAAGGUGAAGGGAGAAGUGAUCCGAGACACGAAGAAUGCAUGA